AUGUCGAACUAUCCAAAGUACGGCGCUGCCAAUGAGACCACUGAACCACUUUUGGACCCCGCACUUGCUUCGUCAUCCAAUCCAAACGCCUAUUAUGCGCAGGGUGGUGGGGUAGCUGACUUUGAUUAUGGCGUCAGUGUCUGGGACUCCUCCCCUGAGAUCAAAAAUGCCUUCAUUCAAAAGGUAUACAGUAUCCUCUUCGUGCAGAUUCUGGGAACCUGCAUCGUUGCGGGCGCACUCUCUCAAAGCCGCGGUACCAUUGAAUGGGUUCAGGCCAAUCCUUGGGCAUUUUAUGUGCCUCUCUUUGCCACUUUGAUUAACCUUGGGUUCCUAUGGUACAAGAGACACAGCCACCCAACGAACUACAUUCUUUUGGGAACGUUUACCUUACUCGAAUCGUUUGCUAUCGGAGUGGCAAUUUCGUUCUUCGACACUGUAAUUGUCCUUCAAGCCCUACUUAUUACGCUUGGUGUCUUCCUUGGAUUGACCCUAUUUACAAUCCAAUCCAAGUACGAUUUCAGUGGGAUGGGCCCAUUCUUGUUUGCGGGGCUCCUGGUGAUGAUAUUCUCUGGGCUCGUAUCGCUGUUCCUCCCAUUCAAUCAAACAGCAGAUUUGAUCUACUCCAUAUGCGGAGCCCUACUCUUCAGUGGUUAUGUUGUUUAUGAUACAUAUGUUAUCACGAAGCGGCUCAGCCCUGAUGAGUACAUAAUGGGUGCAAUCUCCCUCUACCUUGACUUUAUCAACCUCUUCCUCUAUAUCCUCCGCGUGCUCAAUAACGUGAACCGCGACUAA
Cantharellus anzutake is the source of this 792-nucleotide messenger RNA. Its product is annotated as glutamate binding protein. The transcript is spliced from 10 exons. The record is from RefSeq and is a predicted model, not a curated record. NCBI's taxonomy places the organism in Eukaryota, Fungi, Basidiomycota, Agaricomycetes, Cantharellales, Hydnaceae. Gene Ontology annotation, cellular component: membrane. The coding region runs from base 1 to 792 and encodes 263 amino acids.